Messenger RNA from Suillus discolor, 2544 nucleotides. RefSeq lists its product as uncharacterized. The record is from RefSeq and is a predicted model, not a curated record. Bases 1 to 2544 code for a protein of 847 amino acids. Lineage: Eukaryota; Fungi; Basidiomycota; Agaricomycetes; Boletales; Suillaceae. The transcript is spliced from 10 exons.
AUGUCAUCACACGAGCCAUUCCUGCCCGAUGUGAAUAUUGAAUUCCCAGAACAGCAGAGAAAAGGAAAUAAGACGGUCUUUGAAAGUCCGAAUGACAACCCACCUUCCGAGUUUACGCUGAAACAUGAAUUGACAGCGACGACGAGCACAGUCUCAGAGACAGAUCCCGAGGAUAGCUUCCCUUCGACCCCUGAUUCCAAAUAUUCAGGCGGCGCACAUUACCCUUUCAUUGGCACCUCUCGUGGAGCCGAAUCGCAUCAAGCGAAGCAUCACAGCAACAACAACCAUCAUUUUUUUCAUCCUUUACGCCAGCCUCCCUGCUUCCAAGAUAUUCAUACUUUUGAUAGCCAACUAGGCAGACCGCAGGCUGAUUACAACAAUCAAUUGGGAGCUCCGGACAGCAAGAGCAAUGAUGUAUUUCUAAAUUUUAUGGAUGAGCUUAGCCCUGCAUCCUGCCGCUAUAUCGUUCAUUACAAGGAAGCUGUUCGUGAACGCCAACGUAUGCGCCUCUUCACAACGUACUGGGAGCUCGAGGAAACGAAUAGGCUGCGCACUCUCCUUACAUCUCUUUAUGCCAAAGCAGACUUGGAGUUCCGUAGAACAGAACGAGAAACACAAGGGCUAUUGAAAGCACUUGUCACGAAGCAGACGCUUUCCCGUACUACGGCAGAUGUCGAGUAUCUCACUGCAACUCGUCAAUGCAACAAGACAUCUCUUCGGGAGACUGAUGCUCAGCUUGAUCUUUUACAAGAUCAUCUCAAGCUGAAGCAGUCGAUCCGCAACUUGGGCGAUACAUCAAAUUGUGCUGCCAACGGCCCAAUGGUACAACUUAUGGGGGUGACGACUCAGCCGCGAGGCAUAUAUCAUGAUGCGAUCCCCGGAGCGGAUUCCAGCCUAGUGGCGUUACCGAGGGACGAGGUAGUUUGCUUCGCAUCCGAGUCGCUGGUGGUACUACCAUUUGCUAGCAUUGGCCAACCGCUGGCUGGCAAUACAUACCCCAAUCAUGAUGACUCUGACUCAGACAUGCUACGAAAUGCAGGAUUCGACCCUACUGCGAUGUCGUUGCAACUUGGCCCUUCCUUGUCGCAACAUGCGCACAGUCACCAGCAUGCAGGAGCUGUUCAGCCGCAUGCGUCUGGUUCUGCUCCCCAGCCGAGUCAUUGGCUUCCCCCCGCCGAUGUCCCUAUCUACCAUGACCAUAAUGACGCCUAUUCUGAACACCGCUAUGAUCCAUCCACCAAUCCAUACCUGCAGGGAAUGCCAGUGAUGCCGACGCCAUCGCCAUGGCACAUUCCAAGCUACCCUCAGGUCCAUACACCCCCAUCCCUCUUUGAUAACCAACUGCUGCCUGCCAACCCGCAGUUCUACGAAAAUUUUAGUUCCUCAUCUGCAGGCAAUCUGGCGCUUGAUGACGAUAUAUCAUCUGUGCCACAGUUACCUCCGAACCAAGGAAUCGCUCUUGACAUCCCAUACCCUUCCUUCAAUCCCAUACACGAUCCGUUUAACCUAGAGGCUCCCACGUAUAUGUCCCCUCCGGAUGUGAAUAACUCUGUGUCUCAGAUGCAUGAUAAUAUCGUGCACAUCGAACCUACUCAAAUCACGCCUUCCAAGAUCGUCUCUGUCACACCACGCUAUCCUAUAAACCUCAAUGCUUUCAUCCCAGAAUUUACUCAACCGGUCCUUUCUAAGGACAGGGACGUGUUGUUACCACCGAAUACCGACGACGAGCCUAUGCGAAACUCCAUCGAGAAUGCGACGAUGCCCAAAGAAGACAGAACCUUCCUUUUCUACGGGGGGCCGAAUGACCGACGAGGAAGGAGGGGAAACCGUGGGGCCAGAUAUAUGGCGCAAGCUCAUCUCAUAUACAACGAUAAAAACAGGGACCACAGGCAUAUCGUAAGGUCUGCAAAGACAGAAAUCACCAAACAUGCCAUUAAUGUCAGUUCGUUGUCGGAUGAGGCGGACAGACUUGAGUUAGUUGAAACGCAAGGAGCCGAAUGGGCGUCGCACAAUCUGGGGACGUUAUAUUUGACUUUAUCCGAAACGUGCAGAAGCAUCAUGCAGUGCUGCAGGAAACACGCCUGCAAUCUCGUCGUGGAUGGUUUCAGUUUACGUCUUCCUAUAUGGUCUGAAGGUUCCGAACGUGAGCACCAGGAAGUUGUCAUUGCACACCUCCUCGACGAUCGGGUUUUCCCCCCAAAUUUUGUCAUGAGACUGGGCACAGACAACCUGUGGUAUUUCCUUGAAAAUGAGGUAGUUCUGAACGUCAUUUUAGACACUGCUCAGGAGCUCAAACUCUUCCGGUACCUGGAGGAUCUUAAUAGUCUCGCUUGCGCUGCUGCUGCUGCAGUUUGCUGUGGCUUGGAGAGGGUGAGGGGCAGAAUAUCCUCUGAUGCCGAAUUUUCGGGCGCAGCUUUCAAAGACUUGUAUACGAGACUGAUGAAUUACAUUAAGGAGACGAUCGAGAAGUCCCCUGUUUUGCGGAAGCGAUGGGAGGACUUCAAGAAGGCUAUUAUGGCUAGAUUGGCUCAAUUGGCUCAGUGA